ACUUGCCUGUCGGAAAAUUUUCACCGCUCGGUCAAAUCUAUCGCAGUGUUUGGACGCGUCGGUCGUACGUUCGAUGCUCUCGCUGGGUGAAGAGUUUUUUUUUCUCAAGCUGUGCAGCAGUGCCAGACAGCAGAAAAUUUCUACUAUAUCGACGCCAUAUUGGAAGUGCACACAGGCAGUGGUAGGACAGCACUUGGAUCUAUUAUUGCCGUUCGUUGCGGUCCGUGUGUGCGAAAUUAGGAGUAAUUAGGGAGCAUCAAAGAAGGCGAUGCAAGUGCAAGUGAACCGGCUGAGGUUGAAGUGUCAAAAAGUUGAUCCAUAAUUGAUUGGUCUUAGAGGGACAAUUUUGAUUUCGCGAAGUGAGUAGUGGUGGAGGAAACUUUUUCAAUAGUGACAAGUGAGGUGAAGUUGAGUUCGAUCGUAGAUUGCCACUGCUAGGAAAAACGCCAACAACCAUGUCAGACGAGUUCUACGAUGAAGACGGGUUUCGUCUCGACUUCGAGGACGAUACGGCGGAUCAGGAGAAGCAGUUCUUCAUGCGAGCAUUUCCGAAUGUGAACAAAAUUUCGGAACGCAAGGUGCAUUGCACCUCGUGCUACAUGCACAUCGGAACGGCCCCAAUCACGGAAGCCGUAAUCCGAAUGCAUCCUAUAUUACGGGUAACGCACUGCCGCAACUGCCACACCUUCUACAACAGUGGCGAGUUUGAUAAGGGCGAAGAUGGCAGCGAGCUGUACUGCCGUUGGUGUGGACAGGGCGGUGAAGUGUACUGCUGCUCGAAAUGUCCGUACGUGUUCUGCAAAAAGUGUAUCGUGCAGAACUUGUCCCGUGCUUGCGUGCAGGACAUCUCCCGUAACGACAACUGGCAGUGCUUCAGCUGUGCACCGAAAAUUAUGUGGCAUCUGCGGGCCCAGCACUGGGCGUUGGUCAACUACAUCGAGAAACAGAAGAAGGACAUGAAGGAUAAGAACCUCUCUGUGCAGACCAUCAACAAUCUGAUGAAACAGGACAACACCACGUGCUGCAGCAACAAGGGGCUGAACAAAAAAGGCAGCACGCCGAUAGCGGCGAAAAAAGGCACCAAACGACCGUCCGAUGCCAAUGAAGUAAUAUCACCUGGUGCUGCCAAAAUACCGGACAGCAAGCGUAUUCUUCCUCGCCCAAUUUUGCCCGUGCAGCAAGCUGCCAAUACACCGCCGGCUCCGAAGAAGGUCAAGACAGACAACAACGAGGUUGUCUGCACUCCGGAUAUAAUGAGCAUGUUUAUGAAUCCGGAAGAACCGCCUCCAUUGGUGGCUACGAGGUCGCCUCCCGCGGCAAAACUGCCCGUACCGAAGCCAACACCAGCGCCAACACUUCCUGCCACAGUGCCCGGUAGGCAAGUGGUUGUUCGGCCAGCCAUUCCAGCAAAUGCCAAUCCCAUCACAAUGCGGAUGCCCGUGUCCAACCAGGCAAACACGGUUCCACCUCCGGUUUAUCACACAAUCAAUGGAUACAGGAUUGAUCUCCAUACUGCCGCUCAACAAGGAACUUAUCGUUUACCCAACGGCAAGUUGAUACAGGUGCGCAAACAAGCACCAGCGGCUUCACCGGCACCGGCACAGCCACCGAACGUUACUGUUAGCCGGACCAUUGCUCCGAAACCACCGAAUGCAUACUUCAACCCUGUUAGCGUAGGUCAAAACCCUCCGCGCAUGACCAACGGUGGUUCGAAUAUGCAUAUAAAUAUUGCUCUUCAGCAACAACAGCAGUUGCAGGAACAACGCCUGCGCCAGCAACAACAGCAACAGCAGAUGCUUCAGCAGCAACGUCAGCAACAGCUAAUGCUUCAGGCUCAAGUCCAAGCUCAAUCUCAAGCUGGUCAACCGCAACCAACGAUCGUCGCAGGCCAACCGAAUCCUGCUCUUCAAUUACCCACUUUGGCUAUGCUUCAAAACUUGGUCAAUGGGUCUCACGAAGACUCGCCUCUCGGAAAGUCUCGUAAGAACUUCGAAGGCAAGCUGUUGUCCGGCGUUGAAAUCUGCCAGCACAUCGUCAAUAAGAUCAACACCUUGACCAAUUCGAAUUCGUUCAAAAACAUUCGCAACGUGCGGGAUCUCAAGGAGCUGUACAUCCACGUAUCCUAUCUGCUAACGUACGCCAUUGGACGGUUUAAGACUCUCCAGGAAAAGUGCGUCGACGAUGUGAAGAAGAUGGGUUUCACUAAGGAAUCGGACUUUGUGAUGAUGGGUGACCAAAUUAGCAACCGAAAUCCAGACGAAGAUAAGAGCGACGAUGAGGAUGACUGUGAGAUUAUCGAACAGAACACGACACUUAUCAAUCUCGAUUCCGAGGACGACGACGAUAGCAGCAGCAAGAAAAAGAAGGAUGACGGAGCUAACAAGGGUGUACCGUGUUCGAAAGAGACUGAAGCUGCCGUGGCAACCAUUCUGCAGGAGAAGGACGAUGUCAAUACAUCCAGUGAACUGAUUUCCGUGGAUAGCGUGCCGCAGAUAAGUGCUGUCGAAGGGAACGUAUCUCUGGACAAGAUUGAUACAGCGGUUACAGAUAAAAAUACCGAGAAUACAUCCACCGUAGAGAGUACAAAGGAGACAGUUGAUGGCGAAGCAAGCGUCGAAAUAAUUGAAGCAGAAAAGAGUAAAAACGAUGAUGACUUGGUGGAAAUCAUCGAGGGUGAUGAAAAUGAAACAUCGAAGGAUGAUGCGGACAAAGUUGCGGAGAGUGCAGCUGAACCUAAAGACGGUGAUGAGCCGGACGAUGUGGUGGAGAUCAUCGAAGAGGGCGAAGACGAAGAGCAAAAGGAGAAGGAAGCUGAUAAGAAGGCGGAUGUUGAGGGGAAGAAAGAUUCUGCUGAUGAGGAAAACGUGGAGCAAGUUGCCGAAGAGAAGAAGCAACAGGAGAAGGAAGCUGAUGGGGUGGAGGUUGAGCAGAAGAAAGAUUCCGUCGAUGAUGAUAAAAUGGAGCAAGUUGCAGAGGAGAAGCAAGAAUCUGUUGUGACAGUGCUAGUUGUGACUGAGGAGACGUCAAAGGAGGUGGACGAUGUGGAGAUGGAAUCUGCGGAGGCUGAAAAACCGACAGAGGUGGAAAGCGUCGAUGCCAGCAAGAAGGUAGUCGAAAGUGAGAAUAAAGAAAAUGAAUCACCAGAAGUGAACUCUGAGGAGCCGGAAAGUGCAGUUACGGUGGAAAAGGAAGCAGAUAAGGAGGAAGAAGAAAGUGAAAAGUUGGUAGAAUCCGAUAAAAUGGAAGUGGACGCACAAAAGGACGAUGAAGUGGAAAGCAGUUCAGCAACGGAACUGACACAGGAGGAAGAGAAGCGUGGCGAAUCUGAAGAUGCUCCAGUAUUGACAGAACCUGUUGACGACGAACCGGUCACCGUCGCUGAUUCGGAACCAGAAACCAACCAAACCGAGGACAAAGCACCUGUCGAUGGACCUAUCGCCGAAGCGGAAGAAUUGAUAAAUUCGGAAAUCGAACCACCUGUUCCUAAGAGUGCCGACGAAAACGAAACGACCAAACCUGCUGAACCCACCGUAUCAACCGUUGAUGCUCCAGUAGAACCUGUCGUAGAAGAUACUGUUGAACUGUCCGAAGACGCUCCAGUGGAACCAGUCGUAGAAGAUACUGCUGAACUGUCCGAAGAUGCUCCAGUGGAACCUGUCGCAGGAGAUACUGCUGAACUGUCCGAAGAUGCUCAGGUCGAACCUGUCAUAGAAGAUACUGCUGAACUGUCCGAAGAUGCUCCAGAGGCACCUGUUGCAGAAGAAACACCUACAGAUGCAUCUCCUGCCGUCAAAGCAACCGCCGCAUCAUCCGUGGAAGAAAUCCCCGCAAUGGAAACCACCAAGGACGAAUCCGCUGCCGCAGAGGACGCUCCGGAAGCGAAAGAUACCACCGGUGAAGAACCCCCUGCAGUAGAGAUCCCGGACGUACCAACGGGUAAUGAGCUACUUGCACAAAUCGAAGACUCCUUCCAGAAGUUGCAGGAAAUGAUUAAUUCUACCGAGGAUGUUACCGAGGAAACCAACGAUCAACAGUCUACCGAAGCCGAAACGACGCCGGCCGGUGAUGAACAAAUGGAAGUAGAUGACGAUGUAACUGUAGCAGUCCCAGAAGAUUCAGCAAAUUCCACGUCUGACGAAAAGCAGGAAAUUUUAGCGCAAAGCACCGACGACACAGAAUCAGGUGACGUACCGAUGGUGGAUGACGAGGAAUCGGUAGAGUGCAAUGGUGUGCUUGAAGAGAACGGUACUACCAGUUCGGAUGGAAGUCAGGACGCGCCGGAGAAAAUGCUGACCGGCGAUAAGGUGCCGAUAGAGGUUGGUAAAACGGCCUCCGCUGAUCUCGAGUAUGUGAACUCACCAGAGGAGUUCAAUGGGGAUUGUUAGAUAGUAAGACAAGUUGUACAAAUAGUUUCUUCUGGCCCUAGUGGAUAAUUUAGUGAGACAUAGUGACUUGUCUCUUAUAUUUAUAAAGCUUCGGGCUUACUAUAUUCAUCAUUGGGCUCUGAAGUUAAGUAGUGUAACACUACUUUAAGAAGUCUUAUCAAUGGACAGCACAUAAAAUCCUAGAAAAAAAAAAUGAUGUCGAUUCUCCAUUUAGGGUGUAAGUUGGCGGUAAUGUCGAAUGGGAUAUUUAAGCUUAUAUGUUUUUUUUUUUUCAUUCUUCAACAAUUCCUAUCCGUAGUUAUCCGUAGCUAUCUAAGAAUAGGUACACCGCUUCAGAGUAUUUUGUUUUUAUUGAGAUCUAUUCGUUUUAAACACUGAUGGUACAUGAUUAACUUUGAAAAAAAAUGAAUGUAACUUGAGUAGUGAGGACUCAAAUUUAAUGCAUUAAGUAGCCAUUAAGUAAUACACAGAAUAAUAAAUUGCAUUAAUCGUCAUUUGAAUGUCAA
Molecule: messenger RNA, 4891 nt
Organism: Ochlerotatus camptorhynchus
Lineage: Eukaryota; Metazoa; Arthropoda; Insecta; Diptera; Culicidae
Gene: ADD1
Product: ADD domain-containing protein 1
Exons: 5
Coding region: 456-4385 (1309 amino acids)
Biological process (GO): chromatin remodeling; replication fork processing
Cellular component (GO): nucleus; pericentric heterochromatin
Molecular function (GO): chromatin DNA binding
Source: RefSeq, a predicted model, not a curated record